ACUCCAGGAUCUUCCUUCGUCUCCCCUCGGUCUGGGACCUCCAGGGGAGCCAGGAUGGCGGGGAGGAGGUGACCUGCGCCACCCCUUGUCCACCCUCUGAGUGGCACCACCAUGCAGAAGCCCAGCGGUCUGAAGCCCCCCGGCCGCGGGGGGAAGCAUUCGAGCCCCGUGGGCCGCACGUCCACUGGGUCGGCCUCGGGGGCGGCGGCGGCGGCGGCAGUGACAGCAGCGGCCACAGCCACUGGCUCCAAGGAAGGCUCGCCGCUGCACAAGCAGGCGUCCGGCCCCGCGCCGGCCCCCGCGGCCGCCGCCCCCGCCGAGAAGCCGGGCCCGAAGGCGGCCGAGGUGGGCGAUGACUUCCCCGGCGACCUGGUGGUUGGCGAGCGCGUGUGGGUGAACGGCGUGAAGCCGGGCGUGGUGCAGUACCUGGGCGAGACGCAGUUCGCGCCGGGCCAGUGGGCGGGCGUGGUGCUGGACGAGCCGGUGGGCAAGAACGACGGCGCGGUGGGCGGCGUGCGCUACUUCGAGUGCCCGGCGCUGCAGGGCAUCUUCACGCGGCCGUCCAAGCUCACGCGGCAGCCGGCGGCCGACGGCUCCGGCAGCGACGCGCACUCGGUGGAGUCGCUCACGGCGCAGAACCUGUCCCUGCACGCGGGCACGGCCACGCCGCCGCUGGGCGGCCGCGUCAUCCCGCUGCGGGAGAGCGUCCUCAACAGCUCGGUCAAGACCGGCAACGAGUCCGGCUCCAACCUCUCGGACAGCGGCUCGGUGAAGCGCGGCGACAAGGACCUGCGCCUGGGCGACCGCGUGCUGGUUGGCGGGACCAAGACUGGUGUGGUGCGGUACGUGGGGGAGACUGACUUUGCCAAGGGCGAGUGGUGCGGCGUGGAGCUGGAUGAGCCCCUUGGGAAGAACGAUGGGGCGGUGGCAGGCACCAGGUACUUCCAGUGUCCACCCAAGUUUGGUCUCUUUGCGCCCAUCCACAAAGUCAUCCGCAUCGGCUUCCCGUCCACCAGCCCAGCCAAGGCCAAGAAGACCAAGCGGAUGGCCAUGGGCGUCUCGGCACUCACCCACAGCCCCAGCAGUUCCUCCAUCAGCUCUGUCAGCUCCGUGGCCUCCUCUGUCGGGGGCCGGCCCAGCCGCAGUGGCCUGCUCACGGAGACCUCCUCGCGCUACGCCCGCAAGAUCUCGGGGACGACAGCCUUGCAGGAGGCGCUGAAGGAGAAGCAGCAGCACAUUGAGCAGCUGCUGGCCGAGCGGGACCUGGAGCGGGCCGAGGUGGCCAAGGCCACGAGCCACAUCUGCGAGGUGGAGAAGGAGAUCGCCCUGCUCAAGGCGCAGCACGAGCAGUAUGUUGUAGAAGCCGAGGAGAAGCUGCAGCGGGCCAGGCUGCUGGUGGAGAGCGUGCGGAAAGAGAAGGUCGACCUGUCCAACCAGCUGGAGGAGGAGAGGAGGAAGGUGGAGGACCUGCAGUUCCGCGUGGAAGAAGAAUCCAUCACCAAGGGAGACCUGGAGACCCAGACGCAGCUGGAGCAUGCGCGCAUUGGGGAGCUGGAGCGGAGCCUGCUACUGGAGAAGGCGCAGGCCGAGCGGCUGCUCAGAGAAUUAGCCGACAACAGGCUGACCACGGUGGCCGAGAAGUCGCGGGUGCUGCAGCUGGAGGAGGAGCUGAGCCUCCGGCGGGGCGAGAUCCAGGAGCUACAGCAAUGCCUGCUGCACUCGAGCCCCCCGCCCGCGGACCACCCCGAGGCGGCCGAGGCGCAGCGGCUGCGGGAGCGGCUGCUGUCGGCCAGCCAGGAGCAGCAGCGGGAGAGCGGAGCCCUGCGGGACAAGUACGAGAAAGCCCUGAAGGCCUACCAGGCCGAGGUGGAGAAGCUGCGGGCGGCCAACGAGAGGUACGCGCAGGAGGUGGCCGACCUCAAGGAGAAGGUGCAGCAGGCCACCAGCGAGAACAUGGGGCUCAUGGACAACUGGAAGUCCAAGCUGGCCUCGCUGGCCUCGGACCACCAGAAGUCCCUGGAGGACCUCAAGGCCACCCUGAACUCGGGCCCGGGCGCGCAGCAGAAGGAGAUCGGCGAGAUGGAGGGCAUCCGGACGGAGCACCAGCUGGAGCUGGGCAACCUGCGGGCCAAGCACGACCUGGAGAUGGCCGUGCACGCGAAGGAGAAGGAGGGCUUGCGGCAGAAGCUGCAGCAGGUGCAGGACGAGCUGGCCGGGCUGCGGCAGCACUGGCGGGCCCAGCUGGAGGCGCAGGCCGCCCAGCACCGGCUGGAGCUGCGCGAGGCCCAGGACCAGCGCCGCGACGCCGAGCUGCGCGUGCAGGAGCUGGAGCGCCUGGACGCCGAGUACCGGGGCCAGGCGCAGGCCAUCGAGUUCCUCAAGGAGCAGAUCUCGCUGGCCGAGAAGAAGAUGAUGGACUACGAGCUGCUGCAGCGGGCCGAGGCCCAGAGCAAGCAGGAGGCCGAGAGGCUGCGCGAGAAGCUCCUGGUGGCCGAGAACAGGCUGCAGGCCGCCGAGUCCCUGUGCUCCACCCAGCACACGCACAUGAUUGAACCCAAUGACAUCACGGAGGAGCAGAUCCGGAUAAAGGAGACCGUGGAGGGCCUGCAGGACAAGCUGAACAAGAGGGACAAAGAGGUGACAGCCUUGACGUCCCAGGCCGAGAUGCUGAAGGCCCAAGUAAGUGCGCUGGAGAGCAGGUGCAAAUCGGCCGAGAAGAAGGUGGAGGCCCUCUUAAAGGAGCGGCGGCGCCUGGAGGCCGAGCUGGAGGCCGUGUCCCGGAAGACCCACGACGCCUCGGGCCAACUGGUCGUCAUCAGCCAGGAGCUACUCAAGAAAGAGCGGAGCCUGAACGAGCUGCGGGUGUUGCUGCUGGAGGCCAACCGCCACUCGCCAGGGCCCGAGCGCGACCUGAGCCGCGAGGUGCACAAGGCCGAGUGGCGGCUCAAGGAGCAGAAGUUGAAAGAUGACAUCCGGGGCCUGCGCGAGAAGCUGACGGGGCUGGACAAGGAGCGGUCGCUGGCCGAGCAGAGGCGCCACUCGCUCAUCGACCCGGCCUCGUCGGAGCUCGUGCGGCUGCAGCGCCAGCUGAUGAGCACAGAGGACGCGCUGCGGGAUGCCCUGGACCAAGUGCAGCAGGGGGAGAAGCUCGUGGAGGCCCUGCGGGGCUGUCCCGACAAGGCCCAGACCCUGGGAACAUCAGGCUCGGCCAACGGCAUCCACCAGCAAGACAAAGCCUACAAGCAGGAGGACAAGCACUGACCCCGAGGAACACGGAGGAGUGGCCCAGUCCACAUCGGAGCCCCGCCAGGCUGCCCGGCAGCGCCCCCUCCAGGCAAAGGCCAGGACUGUCGCCUUGGAGACAAGACAGUGUUCACAACGCAAGCGCGCCGCCCACCGCCCACCGCUGCCGCAGCCCCCCUGCCGGCCCAGGAGGCUUCCUGAAGCCCAGCCUUCCACAGAGGGCGGUCGCGCCCCGGCCUGGCCCCCGGGCUUUCAGCCUGGACCCCCGGGAGCUUCUGCACUUGGUCUGGGGAAGCUGAGAAGACCCAGCCAGGCCCCUUGCCCCGCGUGUUCCUGUCUCUCUCCUCCCCAGAGGAGGAUUUUGGACCUACAGCUGCCGCCAGGCCAGGGCAGUGCCAGGCUCCUUGUCCCCACCCUCCGAGCCUCCCCCAGACUCCCAGGCUCAAAGUGUUGGGAGACAGGGUCCAUCCCCUCCCCCAACUGGCCGGAGGGUGUGCACCAAGGCCGGGAGCCACAGUGUUAGGCAAGUUUUGGAAACCCCUCCCUUCUCCCCCCGCCCCCCAGCUUGGGUGAGGCCUGGCUUGGAGCCCGGGGCCAGGGGGCAGCCGCACGGGAGCGCAGAGUAGGGGAGCCUGGGGUUGACCAGAUGUUCCCAAGCAGCCUCCCAGCGGCAGGUGCACCCUGCGGGUGGCCAUGCUUGGGUUCCAGCCCCAGCCUGGCAGGGAGGCGCCCACAGGCCCCUGCACACCCACGUUCCUGCCCUGUAGGUGCGUGGGCCCCUGGCUCCCGCAGCCAGGAAAGAAUCCAGGGCGCGUGGAAAACCCAGCGCCUCGCCGGGCUCACUCCCAGGCCUUGUCGCCGUCCCCUGGCCACCGCUGGGCACCGCCAGCUCCAGGCAGUUGGCGCUCCUGUCCUCCAGCCGCCCACUGGCUUUUGGUAGCUCUCGCAUGCGUGAUCACAGCAGCCUAGAAGCCACGCUCCGCGGUCUAACCCGCGCCAAGCCCUGCGACUGCUUCCCGCAACACGUGCGGGAGGCGCUAUUAACAGCCGGAGGCCCCUGGCGGCAGCCAAUAGGUGUCCCCUGCCGCUCUCUCUGGACCUCGCUGCCCCCCCCCCAAGCCCCCUGUCCCCGUCCCGCCCCGAGGUGGAAUUGUUGAAGUGUGGCCAGUCUGUGCCGGGACAAUAAAGCUUGUGGCUGAGGCGUCUGCUUCCCUCCGC
Messenger RNA from Lepus europaeus (European hare), 4461 nucleotides. RefSeq names its product CAP-Gly domain containing linker protein 2 (gene CLIP2). The record is from RefSeq and is a predicted model, not a curated record. NCBI's taxonomy places the organism in Eukaryota, Metazoa, Chordata, Mammalia, Lagomorpha, Leporidae. Gene Ontology annotation, biological process: cytoplasmic microtubule organization. Gene Ontology annotation, cellular component: cytoplasm; microtubule plus-end; nucleus. Gene Ontology annotation, molecular function: microtubule plus-end binding. The coding region runs from base 112 to 3261 and encodes 1049 amino acids. The transcript is spliced from 17 exons.